AUGCCCGACCGACGGCUGGCGCGUCUGAAGGCCAAGUUUCUACGCCGAUCAUCGUUAUCGCCCAAACCGGGCAACGGGGUGGACCCGCGUGGUGUCCACCACCCCAUUUCUUCUCCCUGUCCUCCGCGCCUCUACGACUCCGCCAGCGACAAGUCCCCUUACAGCAUCGUCUCCCGCUGCUCAGGCAACUUCGAUCCUGCCGACCACGACGACGCUCCGUCGCCGCUCGCCCAGGAAGGUGCUGACACCAGGAGCCCGCAGCCUCCGUCGACCGGCUCGCCACCGCCCGGAGAGCUUCAGUUUUCUCGCAACCAUCGCGCGUGUACCCCUCCGCCGACCGAGCCCACGAGAUCGUCGUUACACACCCCUCUCACCGUCGACGUUCCGUCUCCCCGUGACACCCCUCCGCUGCUGACGCCCCAAACUUCCGAGGAUACUCCCUUCCAGCCGGUACACUGCGAAGUUCGGACACCAACGCCAGUCGAGACUCCGAUCUCCCCAACAACUCUACACACCGUCCUCGAGACCCCUGUAGACGACCGUCGCCCUUCUGCGUCCUGGUCUUUGUCUGACAGACGUCCCAGCCUUGCCGUCCGUCGGCAAUCCCUGCUUCCUGCAUCGCACCACCACUUGAUCAACGGGCUGUUGGGGCGAGAUUCCAUCUCCUCACAAGGUGGCCAGAGUAGUAGACAGGCUCCGUCCGCCCCUGCCGAGAUGGUGCAGCGCCGGGUUUGGGUCAAGCGGCCGGGUGGCUCGGCCACCCUGGUCCCGUGCUUGGAGGACGCGGUAGUGGACGAGCUGCGCGACCAGGUGAUCAUGAAAUACUCCAAUUCGCUCGGUAAGAGCUUUGAUUCUCCGGAUAUUGUGAUCAGAAUCGCCCCGAGGGAAGGCUCCAAUCGACAAGCCCAUCCAGAGCGGCUGCUCAGCCCGGAGGAAUCUUUGGCCACAGUUCUCGACACAUACUAUCCCGGAGGUCAGGCAAUCGAAGAGGCGUUGGUCAUCGAUGCGCCAGCGCGUCGAACCCCGAAACCGUCGCCGCGCCAUUCGAUCUAUCAUCACCACCAUUCCGAGCCCGGCGAACAUGGCGACUACUUCCCUCUCAUGCCUGUGAACGCCAAUGGACAAACGCCGCCUGCACACCCAGCGAGUUCGGGAGGUGGUCCCAAUGCACCGUCCAUCUCCAUCCUUAAUACUGGCGUACCCCCUCCCCUGCCAUCCCCGGGGACCCGGGGGUCCCGGCACCACCGUCGACCUCCGCUCACGCGGCACACUACAAAUUCACCAACCCUACUUGAAGGGGCUCCCGUGGCGGAUAUUGGCGUCUCUCCUCAUAGUCAACCUCCCUCGGCACCGCCGGCCCCGACUGUCCCAACACCACCCGCAGUACCGGCUGAACCUUCACAGCUGAAGACGCACACUCCGCCAGCACCGAUGGUAUCGCCGCGUUUACGCAAAGGAAAGGUCUCCCCGUCACCCGCUACGGUUUUUGGUGGCCUAAUCGACGGCACCGUGCCUCCCAUCAAUGUCCUAAUCGUGGAGGACAACAUCAUCAAUCAGCGGCUGCUUGAGGCGUUUAUGAAACGAUUGAGUGUGCGUUGGAAGUGCGCAGCGAAUGGAGAAGAGGCGGUGCGGAAAUGGCGACAGGGUGGAUUCCAUUUGGUUUUGAUGGACAUCCAGCUGCCGGUUAUGAAUGGGUUAGACGCGACGAAGGAGAUCCGACGGCUGGAGCGGUUAAAUGGAAUUGGGGUCUUUUCCAAGACGGCCUCUGGGCGCUCCAGCGCAUCAAGCACCAACGCUGCAUCUCCGGACGAGAAACGACCAGGUCUGCAGCGUUCUCUCAGUGAGGAUGACAUGCUGCCUGAUCUCUCGCAGUUCCGGAGUCCGGUGAUUAUUGUCGCGUUGACGGCCAGCAGUUUGCAAAGUGACCGCCAUGAGGCACUGGCUGCUGGCUGUAAUGAUUUCUUGACAAAACCCGUCGGUUUCCCAUGGCUUCGGCAAAAGAUGACAGAGUGGGGUUGCAUGCAGGCCUUGAUCGAUUUUGAGGGCUGGCGCAAAUGGCGCGGGUUCGUCGACUCGCCUGUGUCUUCGUCGCCCUCCGCCGACAGCGCGGUGAGCCCGAUGCAGACAGGCGAUAAUAAGCAGAUCAGCCUAGACCCAAGGUCUCCAUCGGCUCUGCGCACUACUACUGCCGCCAACAAAACAUCCAAAAGACCCCAUGGACCACGCCCUAGCCUACCUGAUGCCGCAGAGAUCAUGCGCGAAGACUCCUGGGGCAGCGGCAGUGGCGACACAGAUUCGCCCUCCAGUCCGAACCUAACGCCUGCAGAUUCAAUCGUUCCUGCUCCGGUCGAUGAGCCCUCUCCGAAUGGUCAGUGA
Penicillium riverlandense is the source of this 2376-nucleotide messenger RNA. Its product is annotated as response regulator. The transcript has 2 exons. Gene Ontology annotation, cellular component: Mcs4 RR-MAPKKK complex. The record is from RefSeq and is a predicted model, not a curated record. Gene Ontology annotation, biological process: osmosensory signaling via phosphorelay pathway. Gene Ontology annotation, molecular function: phosphorelay response regulator activity; protein kinase activator activity. The coding region runs from base 1 to 2376 and encodes 791 amino acids. Lineage: Eukaryota; Fungi; Ascomycota; Eurotiomycetes; Eurotiales; Aspergillaceae.